Messenger RNA from Strigops habroptila (Kakapo), 2809 nucleotides. Its product is annotated as cytochrome P450 4A25-like. The transcript is spliced from 13 exons. The record is from RefSeq and is a predicted model, not a curated record. Lineage: Eukaryota; Metazoa; Chordata; Aves; Psittaciformes; Psittacidae. The coding region runs from base 125 to 1651 and encodes 508 amino acids. Gene Ontology annotation, molecular function: iron ion binding; monooxygenase activity; heme binding.
CAGCAGAGCAGGACAGAGAAGAUUUGUACCUGCACCGAGCUCCCCAUCAGGCACAGGAGCAAGAGGAGCAGAAGAGAAGCAAGCGGGAGAAAGCAGUGUCAGGCAUCCCAGACACAGGGCCAGCAUGGCAUCUCUGCUGGACAACUUAGCCAGACCUUCUGCUGUUGUUCUGCAGCUGUCUGUGGUGCUUGGUGUAGUCUUUGUGCUGCUGAAGGCGGCUCAGUUCUACCAGAAGAGGAAGAAACUCAACAAAGCUCUGGAGGCAUUCCCUGGUCCCCCGAAACACUGGCUCUAUGGCCACAAUCACCUGAUAACUACCGAAAACAUGUUAAACCAGUCAUUGUUAUGGGCAAAUGAAUAUCCCUAUGCCUUUCUAAGAUGGUUUGGACCAGUCCUGCCUUCUCUAGUAAUCCACCAUCCUGAAUAUGCCAAAGUCCUACUUGGCCAAACGGAACACAAGCCCAGUGUACCCUACAAAUUCUUUGCUCCCUGGACUGGGGAGGGGCUGUUGAUCUUGGAGGGAGCCAAAUGGUACCAGCAUCGGAAGCUAAUCACCCCAGCUUUUCACUAUGAUGUGCUGAAAUCUUAUGUGACAUUGAUGUCAGACUCGGUCAAAGUGAUGCUGGAUAAAUGGGAAAAGAAGAUCGCAGAGAGGAAGUCAGUGGAGCUCUUUCAAGAUGUCAGCUUGAUGACACUAGACAGCAUCAUGAAGUGUGCCUUCAGUUAUAAUGCCAACUGCCAGACUGAGAGCAACUCAGACAGUUAUAUCAGAGCUGUUUAUGACCUGAGCUACCUCCUGAGCAAUAGAAUGCAGAAUUUUUCUUACAAGGAUGUCUUCUAUAACUUGACUUCCCAAGGCCGGAAGUUUCAGGAUGCCUGCAAGCUAGCCCAUGCCCACACAGAUAAGGUAAUAAAAGAAAGAAAGAUGUUGCUCUCCAAUGAGAAGGGACAUGACAAGAUUCAGAAGAAGAAACAUCUGGAUUUUCUGGACAUUCUUCUUUGUACCAAGGAUGAAAAUGGAGUUGGGCUAUCUGACGAAGACCUGCGGGCCGAGGUUGACACGUUCAUGUUUGCGGGUCAUGAUACCACAGCCAGUGGAAUCUCCUGGCUCUUGUACUGCUUGUCAUUACACCCAGAGUACCAGCAACAGUGCAGGGAGGAGGUCAGAGGAAUCUUGGGAAACCGAGAUUCUAUUGAGUGGGAGGACCUCGGGAAGAUGAAUUACACCACAAUGUGCAUCAAAGAGAGCUUGCGCCUGUUCCCACCGGUUCCUGUGGUGUCCCGACGCCUGCAUAAACCCAUCACGUUUCCUGAUGGACGCAGCUUGCCAGCAGGCUGCCAGGUUGGACUGAACAUAUUCGCCAUUCACAGGAACCGGGAUGUAUGGGAGGACUCCGAGGUUUAUGAUCCCCUGAGGUUUUCUCCAGAGAACUCAGCGCAGAGGCACACCCACGCUUUCCUGCCUUUCUCUGCUGGAUCCAGGAACUGCAUCGGGCAGCAGUUUGCCAUGAACGAGUUAAAGGUGGCGCUGGCCCUGACCCUGCUUCGCUUUGAGCUCUACCCUGACCCAACCAAGCCUCCCACACUGAUACCGCAGAUCAUCCUCAGGUCCAGCAGCGGGGUCCACGUGCGUCUGAAGAAGAUCCACUGAUCCCAUGAGGAUCACACCAAGAAGCAUCUACGAGCCUGCUGCAUGGCCCGCGGGAAGGCAGCCCGCUUCACACAGACAACCUCAGGUCAUGCUUGACAGACAAGGGAAACUGAGGCAGGACUGUACGGAGGGGAGAUCCCACCAUGGAGUAACACACUGGCUCUUGCAAAAGAUGUUUUCUCCAGGGAAGUGAACUCUGAAGGGGCACUGGCUGGGAGAAAACCAAGCAUUGAGGCUCCUGGGCUAGCCGAAAACAUGUAGCAGUAAAACCCCAUCCUUCUUCUUGCUUGGACCUAUCACUAUGGAAGGGAUCCACUGCGAAAGAGACGCUGAUAUCCACAAAGUCCCCAGCACAUCUUCAAACCCACAUCCAGGGGAACAACUCAGGCAUUCAUCACAUAUUCAGGGUGUGCACAAGGCAGGGAAUAAACUCCCACUGUUACUCAUUAUAAGGAUACCGUUUCUAACUCCUUUUGCAACCAAGAGGUAAAAAUUAACGGGUUCCCCUCCUCUCGCCACACCCCCAGCCCAAGUGCUGAUGCAGCAGGAGCACACAAUGACUAAUCCUCCUUAAAUCCUGCUGAGCCAAGCUGAACUCUGAGGAGCUUGUUUUUUCCAGACCCUCAUGACGUUUGGCACCUGCGAGAAGAAAGUCAGGAGAGCAGCAUCCAUUAGGGGCAUGAGUGGGGAGGUCCAGGACCCAGCCUGGGGCUGGCUCAGCCUCCCCAAGGGAAGGUAGUAGAAGGGAACAGCUCUGAUGUGAUGCUGGGGACAGCAGCCACCAUGCCUUGACCCCUCCAACCCUUCUGCCUGUUUUCUUCUACCCCCAUGCAAUUUCUCAACUGGAGUUGUGAUUUCUCAAUGCUGAGUCUUGAGGGUGCUUUCGAAACAGUUGCUUACGUGAGAUUCUUUGGGGAGAUGCCUUUCAGUGGGCCUGUUACUGGAAGGCUCCUGGUUUACUCCUAUGCCUGAAUUUUUGUGUCACCACCAAUUAGAGACACCAACAGCUUCCCCUGUGGGAAAUAAGAAGUGGCCCUUGGUGAGUGGUGGCUCCAGCUCCCUACUCCAUCGCAGAGGGAUCCCAGCAGUGGGAAGUGGCCUGAGCUCCCCACCAGGACUGUCAAAUCGUCACUUCAGGGAAUACCCAUCAGGUUUCAG